This is a messenger RNA of Girardinichthys multiradiatus, 1566 nucleotides long. Its product is annotated as tyrosine-protein phosphatase non-receptor type 3-like. Gene Ontology annotation, molecular function: protein tyrosine phosphatase activity; protein binding. Gene Ontology annotation, cellular component: cytoplasm; cytoplasmic side of plasma membrane. The record is from RefSeq and is a predicted model, not a curated record. Gene Ontology annotation, biological process: protein dephosphorylation. The transcript is spliced from 2 exons. The coding region runs from base 1 to 1566 and encodes 521 amino acids. NCBI's taxonomy places the organism in Eukaryota, Metazoa, Chordata, Actinopteri, Cyprinodontiformes, Goodeidae.
AUGGAAGCUGCUGGACAUGACGUCUGCUCCUCUGUUUUGGAUGCCAAUGAUGCACACUGCUCUGAUGGAGAGCAGAUUUGUGCUCGUCCAGCGGCUCAACUUAAGACAUACCUUUCAUUCACAUUCAUUCUCGAGACCAAGAGUCUUCCCUCCAGAUCACCGCCAUCAACCCCCAACUGGAGGAGUCCCCGCGUUCGCCAUGAGAUCAGAAAGCCUCGCCCAUCAUCGGUGGAGCUCAGCACGGACCUGAAAGACAUGUCAGAGGGAGAGGAUGUCUUCUACAGGGCCUCUGUGGGCAGCAGCAAGGAGAGUGAAGGAGACACUUCACCUCAUUACUUUGCUGGUUCUAAGAAUCAAGGAACUGGCGAGGGUUUGUUGCAACCUGACGACAGAAUAGGAGAAGACGACAGCCCGCCCCACUACAAUAAAGAUGCAGUUGGUGACUGUGACCUGAUGCUGAUAUGCAUCACUCCAGACCACAAUGGCAAAUUUGGCUUCAAUGUAAAGGGUGGAGUGGAUCAGAAGAUGCCUCGGGCCAUAUCACACGUUAAACCGGACUCCCCGGCAGGUCGAUCUGAACCCAGACUGCAGGAGGGAGACCUGGUGGUACUCAUCAACGGUCGGGACAUUUCCGAGCACACGCACGACCAGGUCGUCAUGUUCAUACGAGCCAGCCGAGAGUUGCACUCCAGACAGCUGGCUCUGCUCAUCAGACGUAAAGGGCCGGGCCGAGUCAUGCCUCAGCUGCAGCUGUCUUUCGAUGCCCUUUCGCUCACCAUCCCUGCACAGGAAAACAAGCCUCAGUCACCAGGUCAGAUGGAGCAGGUCACCACGCUGGGGGAGUCAAUGAAACAGCUAGAGAGAGAAAUACAGUCAGGCACACUAUCCUUCCAUUUUGAGAAUUUAUACAAGAGGAAGCCUGGUCAUGUCACGGUGGCGCCUCCUGAGUCUGGUGUGUGCUUACGUUACAUUGCAGCUCAAGGUCCACUUCCACAGACCUGCACUCACUUUUGGCAAACUGUAUGGGAGCAACAGACACACACCAUCAUCAUGCUUACAACUCUAACAGAGAGGGGAUGGACUAAGUGCCACCAGUACUGGCCACAUCCGCCGGAGGUGAAGAACUACAGCCACUUGUCUGUGAAGUGUCACUCGGAGGAGUGCAACCUGGCGUACGUGACGAGGCAGUUCACUCUGAGGCACAACAAGUUAGAUGAGGAGCGUGCAGUCACACACCUGCAUUACGUCGCGUGGCCAGACCACGGCGUACCCGACGACCCCUCGGACCUCCUGCUCUUCAUCAGCUCAGUAAGGGAGAGGAGGAAAGGCAAAAAGCCGUUGAUGGUUCACUGCAGUGCUGGGAUUGGGCGGACAGGUGUCCUGAUCACCAUGGAGACGGCGCUAAGUCUGAUGGACGAGAGUCGGCCGGUGUUCCCGUUGGACAUUGUUAAAACGCUAAGAGACCAGCGAGCCAUGAUGGUUCAGACCACGUGUCAGUUCCAGUUUGUGUGUGAGGCCGUUCUCCGAGUCUACAAUGAAAAACGAGAGAAAUCCAAAGCAUCGUAG